CCUCAAAAAUGCACCUAUUUUAAGAAGAAAUUACUUCUAGCUAGAUCUAGAUUUUGAUUUUUUUUUCCAGUGUGGAAACUACCCUUAAGGUUAUUUACAAAAGUAACCUUCACAUGUUCGAUAUGUAAGAAUAACUACAAUAGAAAAACAAUAACAAAAGUUGCGUUAAGGAUAUUUACACCCGAGGCUUUUCUAAAGCUUUCAUUUCAAAUCUAACACAUUUUAGCGUCCAUGUUUCUUUCUUCAAAUCGGUUAUUUAUAGAAAAGAAGCGUUAAAGAACCAAUAACUCUGCUCGUGUAUUCACAGCCUUGAUGGUUUACAAUAAAUGGGAAUCCCUGGACCAAAAUCACAACGUUUAUUGCUAAUAAAAGGAAAUAUUUGCCAAUAAAAGCGCGGAGAUUUGCUAUUAAAAUAUGGUGAGGGGAAAAUGGUGGCCCCCUUUUUAAGCCGAGCGGUAUGCGGGGCUGAUUUAUUAUUUAUUGUUCUGUCCCACGGUCACGUGUUUUGGGGCGCCCUAUCCAAUUUUGGAUAGUGUUCAAGUUACUGGACGCAAGGAGCUUGUAGGUGGCGCACCAACGCGGCACCUUGCAAUGGAUUGAAUCCGUUCUCUAAACGUUAAAUGAUUGUAAAAGGGAGGUUUUGAAUCUCGUCUUCCAUUUUUUCCCCCCUUUAUUGCUUUGUAUAUCUUUUCGAUCUGGAACAAUGGGAACAGGCUACUAUGUAGACGCGCGCAUUCUUUCCGAUCAGGAAGAAAUAGCAUCGAUGAGGUACUCAUCCUCUGCAGGGAUGGAGCAGGCGUCGCACAACGAAUAUGGCGGACAGGAACCGAAAUCCUCUAUCUUCGGAGGCGGAGGAUCCUGGGGCACCAUCGGGGCGCACCCUCCAAACGCUUACCUACAUCACCAAUACAGCGGAGACGCAGAUGGCAUGUUUGCGCGCUCCUGGGCGUUGGAUCCUCUCUCUGCGUCGUUGUGUUUGACGGGAAUCCAGUCUGCAGCCGCGCAUUACGAGAUAAAGCCCGAACCGUUAAUCGGAGGCGCGGAAUGUACGACUCUAGAAUCACACCCACCGCUUUUAUCUGACAUUGAAAACGGAGCUUCCCUCACAGAGAUUCCCUGUGAAACAUCCCCCACAUCUGCAGCCAGCGACGACAAACAGACGGAUGAGAGGAAGGAGGAGGUGGAUGCAAACAACCCGUCGUCGAACUGGCUUCACGCAAAGCCCACCAGGAAAAAGCGCUGCCCCUACACCAAGCACCAAAUCCUCGAACUGGAGAAAGAGUUCCUCUUCAACAUGUACCUCCCUCGGGAGCGCAGGUACGAAGUGGCGAGACUCCUGAAUUUGACCGAGAGACAGGUGAAAAUCUGGUUCCAGAACCGCAGGAUGAAGAUGAAAAAAGAAAACAGAGACAGACGGAAAGACAGCUAAUGCGUCUUUGGAUUUAAAGCUGGAGGAGGGGGGAGAGGGGGGAGGAGAGGGAGGGUGUGUGUGUGUGGCGGGGGUGUCUUGUAAUUCUCGGUAAUUGUUGUAAAUUAGUGUUGUUAAAACAACACUCGGGUGUCCCUGUUUCUCGGUUUUCAUAUUUUCUGUGUUUGUGCCACGUUGUAAAUUUGGAUGUCUUGUAUUCUGCGCACACAUACUGUUGACUCUGUAGGCCGUUUAUUAUUUGCAUGAACCGAUACUUGACUACCUAGAUAUCCUUCAGCUACCUAUUUGCUUUGGUUAACUUAUUGUUUUGCGGCCUUGUGUGUCAAAAUGUUCGGAUGCAUUUGUCAAAACUAUGUGCACACUUGAAAUACCUCAUUCGUAGCCUACAUAUUUGAUUCAAAAUAAAGUGUAGUUGGUUGGAA
Cyprinodon tularosa is the source of this 1851-nucleotide messenger RNA. It is a transcript of the gene hoxa9b, whose product is annotated as homeobox A9b. Gene Ontology annotation, biological process: embryonic skeletal system morphogenesis; proximal/distal pattern formation; regulation of transcription by RNA polymerase II. Gene Ontology annotation, molecular function: DNA-binding transcription factor activity, RNA polymerase II-specific; RNA polymerase II cis-regulatory region sequence-specific DNA binding. Gene Ontology annotation, cellular component: nucleus. The coding region runs from base 704 to 1429 and encodes 241 amino acids. The record is from RefSeq and is a predicted model, not a curated record. NCBI's taxonomy places the organism in Eukaryota, Metazoa, Chordata, Actinopteri, Cyprinodontiformes, Cyprinodontidae. The transcript is spliced from 2 exons.